Molecule: messenger RNA, 291 nt
Organism: Priceomyces carsonii
Lineage: Eukaryota; Fungi; Ascomycota; Pichiomycetes; Serinales; Debaryomycetaceae
Exons: 1
Coding region: 1-291 (96 amino acids)
Biological process (GO): post-chaperonin tubulin folding pathway; tubulin complex assembly
Cellular component (GO): cytosol; microtubule cytoskeleton
Molecular function (GO): beta-tubulin binding
Source: RefSeq, a predicted model, not a curated record
AUGGCACCGACACAAUUGCAGAUCAAGGUUAACGCUUUGAAGAGACUCAUAAAAGAAAAAAAGUUUUACGAUCAAGAAGUUGGUGAACAUGAGCAAUAUGUCAACAAAUUAAAAUCAAAUGGAGCAGAUGAAUAUGAAUUAAAAAAACAAAUACAAGUUUUAGAAGAAUCCAAAAGAAUGAUUCCAGAAAUCAAUAAGAAGAUACAUGAGCAUAGAAAAGCUUUGGAAAAAUUCUUGACAAGCUACAAGGGUGAGGAAGAUCUCAAGGAGGCUAAUGAACUAAUAGCCUAA